UGGGGGGAGGGAAAUCAGUGGGUCUGAGUCUUGGAGAAAGCUGGGGGGUUGUUUUGGUUUUUUGUUUUGUUUUGUGUGUGUGUGAGUGAGUGUGUGUGGUUUUUUUUAAGAAGAAAAAAAUAAAGGGAAGAAAAUCCAGCAGAGAAAAGAAGAGAGAGAGGAAUUCCAGCUGUGGAGGAAUAGAGGAGAAGAAGACAGAUAGAGAAGGAAGAACAGAGAAAUACAUUUCAACCAAGAAGGAGUUUUGAUUUAUUUGAUUUUUAUUUGUUUUAAGGAGARAAAAAAAAUCUAUAAGCAGGAAAAAGAAAGAAAGAAAAAGAAAAAAAGAAAAGAAAAAGCAACUGAGAAGGGUUAUAAAAAGAGCAAAUACCAAGAAGGGUGAACAAGAGAAGAAAGUCAAGGCAAGGAGGAGCCCAAAGCUGGCAGAUCGGGAGGAUUUGCAGGGGAGAAGGGGGGGGAAGAUUGGAAAUGCAGCUCUGGAGUUUGCUGCUGCCUCUUGCGCUUCUCUGUACAGCCCUAGCCAGUGGACCCGAAUGUGGGAUGGACGAGCGCUCCCGCAGGGCACGAAGGGACACCAGGCACAGCCGCCAGCUCCUCCACACUGCCCCGGGCACCUGUGCCACCAGGUUAGCCCGAGGAAGGCGCUCCACUGCUGGGCUGGAGCCUGGGCAUGUCCCCCGCAGGAGGCAACAGCGGGAGGUAAAGGACGAAGAGGAGUCCCUUACCCCGAGCAGGGCGCUCUAUUUCAGUGGCCAAGGUGAUCAGCUGCGGCUGAAGGCAGACAUUGAGCUGCCCCGAGAUGCCUUCACUUUGCAAGUGUGGCUGAAAGCCGAAGGAGGACAGAGAUCUCCGGCUGUCAUUGCAGGACUGUAUGACAAAUGUUCUUACACCUCCCGUGACCGAGGCUGGGUCCUGGGGAUUAACACCGUCAGUGACCAGGGGAACAGAGACCCCCGCUAUUUCUUCUCGCUGAAGACAGACCGUGCUCGCAAAGUCACCACCAUUGUGGCACAUCGCAGCUACCUCCCCAACCAGUGGGUGCACCUGGCCGCCACCUACGACGGGCGCCUGAUGAGACUCUACGUGAACGGUGCCCAGGUGGCCACGAGCGGAGAGCAGGUGGGCAGCAUCUUCAGCCUGCUGACCUUGAAGUGCAAGGUGCUCAUGCUGGGAGGAAACGCCCUGAACCAGAACUAUCGGGGUUACGUGGAGCACUUCAGCCUCUGGAGGACAGCCCGGUCUCAAAAGGAGAUCUUGUUGGACAUGGAGCAGGYGAUUCACAGGCCAGACACGCCCCUACCUCAGCUCGUUCUUCAAGACAGUUUACUGAAUGUGAAAAGCACCUGGUCGCCCAUGAAGGAUGGCAGCAGCCCUCAGACCAAGUUCAGCUACCACCACGGCUAUUUGCUGGACACCAGCCUGGAGCCCCCUCUCUGCGGGCAGACGGUGUGUGACAACACGGACGUCAUCGCCAGCUACAACAAACUGCCCAGGUUCCGCCGCAACAAAACCGUGCGCUACCGCGUGGUGAACCUGUACGACGACAAACACCAGAACCCCACCGUCAGCCAGCAGCAGAUYGAGUUCCAGCACCAGCACCUGAACGAGGCUUUCAGCCGCUACAACAUCACCUGGGAGCUGGAGGUGCUGGAGGUGAAGAACUCUUCCCUUCGCCACCGGCUCAUCCUGGCCAACUGCGACAUCAGCAAGAUUGGGGAYGAGAACUGCGACCCCGAGUGCAACCACACGCUGACGGGCUACGACGGCGGCGACUGCCGGCACGUCCGCCACACSUUCUUCAACAAGAAGAAGCAGAACGGGGUGUGUGACAUGGAUUGUAAUUACGAGAGGUACAACUUCGAUGGCGGGGAAUGCUGCAACCCAGAGAUUACAGAAGUCACCAAGACUUGCUUUGACCCAUAUUCACCCUACAGGGCAUACUUAGAUGUCAAUGAACUUAAGAACAUACUCAAACUGGAUGGAUCCACACACCUCAACAUCUUCUUUGCCAAUUCCUCUGAGGAAGAGCUGGCUGGAGUGGCAACUUGGCCCUGGGACAAAGAAGCCUUGAUGCAUCUAGGUGGCAUCGUGCUGAACCCCUCCUUCUACGGGAUCCCUGGGCACACGCACACCAUGAUCCACGAGAUCGGCCACAGCCUGGGGCUCUACCACGUCUUCCGGGGCAUCUCCGAGAUCCUCUCGUGCAGCGACCCCUGCAUGGAAACGGAGCCCUCCUUYGAGACUGGGGACCUGUGCAGAGACACCAACCCUGCCCCGAAGCACAAGCUCUGCGGGGACCCCGGGCCUGGCAACGACACCUGUGGUUUCCACAGUUUCCUGAACACUCCCUUCAGUAAYUUCAUGAGCUACGCAGACGAUGACUGCACCGACUCCUUCACGCCCAACCAGGUGGCAAGGAUGCACUGCUACCUGGACCUGGUGUACCAGAGCUGGCAGCCCACCAAGAAACCGGCUCCCGUCGCCAUCGCCCCCCAGAUCGUGGCCCGCACCGCCACCUCCGUCACCCUSGAGUGGUUCCCACCCAUCGAUGGCCACUUCUUUGAAAGAGAAGUGGGAUCAGCGUGCGAUCUGUGCGUGGAAGGAAGAGUCCUGGUGCAGUACGCCUUCAGCGCCUCCUCCCCCAUGCCCUGCGACCCCUCGGGGCACUGGAGCCCACGGGAGGCAGAAGGGCACCCUGAUGUCGAGCAGCCCUGUAAAUCCAGCGUCAGGACRUGGAGUCCCAACUCAGCUGUCAACCAGCACACGGUGCCCCCAGCCUGCCCCGAGCCCCAGGGCUGCUACCUGCAGCUGGAAUUUCGCUAUCCCCUGACUCCAGAGUCCCUCACAGUCUGGGUGACCUUCGUUUCCCCGGACUGGGACUCCAGCGGAGCGGUGAAUGACAUCAAGCUGCUCACCGUCAGCGGGAAGAACAUCUCCCUGGGGCCACAGAACGUYUUCUGCGACAUCCCGCUGACCAUAAAGCUGGAUGUGGGACAGGUGGGCGAGGAGGUGUACGGGAUCCAGAUCUACACCUUGGACGAGCACCUGGAAAUCGAYGCUGCCAUGCUGAGCUCUGUCCCCCACAGCACCCUGUGCUCAGGMUGCAAACCCAUCCAGUACAAAGUGGUCCGGGACCCCCCUUUCCAGUCUGGAUCUCCAGUGGUCAUCUCAAACCUCAGCAGGAGAUUUGUCGACACGGAGCUGAGCGACAGGACCCCGUACAGAUACCAGGUGGUCAUUGUGUCCGGGAUGGAGGAGAGCGAGCCUUCCCCCGCCCUCCUUUACAUCUCUGGGAGUGGAUACUGUGGAGACGGGAUUAUCCAAAUAGAGCUGGGGGAGGAAUGUGACGAYAUGAACAAGAUCAACGGCGAUGGCUGCUCCCUCUUCUGCCUGCAGGAGCUGUCCUUUAAUUGCAUCGAUGAACCCAGCAGGUGCUAUUUCCACGAUGGUGAUGGCGUCUGUGAGGAAUUUGAGCAAAUGACCAGCAUCAAAGAUUGUGGSGUUUACACUCCCCAAGGCUUCCUGGAUCAGUGGGCUUCCAACGUCUCUGUCUCACACCACAGUGACCAGCAGUGCCCRGGGUGGGUGGUCAUCGGUCAGCCAGCAGCAACCCAGAUGUGUCGAACCAAGGUGAUUGAUUUGAACGAUGGAGUCUCCCAGUACGCCUGGUAUCCCUGCACAGCCAACUUCCAGUACUCCCACAUGACACAGACCAUUUUCUGGCUGAAGGCUUAUUUUUCCCAGCCUAUGGUGGCUGCAGCAGUCCUAGUUCACUUGGUCACUGACGGGACCUAUUACCUGGAYCAGAAGCAGGAGACCAUCGGUGUGCAGCUGUUUGACACCAAAGAGCAAAGCCACGACCUUGGUGUCCACGUCCUGAGCUGCAGGAACAAUCCCCUGAUUAUCCCCGUCAUCCAUGACCUCAGUCACCCUUUUUAUCACACCCAGGCUGUCCUCAUUAGCUUCAGCUCCCAGUUUGUGGCCAUCUCCGGGGUGGCCCUGCGUUCCUUCCACAACUUCGACCCCAUCACCAUCAGCAGCUGCCAGCGAGGACAGACCUACAGCCCCGCGGAGCAGAGCUGUGUCCACUAUUCCUGCGAAGCCACCGACUGCCAGAGGCUGGAGAUCGACAACGCAGUGCUGAACUGCACCGGUGGCACCGGCUGGGACAACGGGGCCCAGUGCAACGUGAGCUGCAGGACUGGCUACAUCCUGCAAAUCCAGAGGGACGAUGACCUCGUCAAGAGCCAGAUGGGGUCCAGUGUCACCAUGACCUGCGUGGAUGGAAAGUGGAACAAGCAGGUGACCUGUGAGCCCGUAGACUGCGGUGUCCCUGACCAGUACCACGUCUACCCAGCCACCUUCAACUGCAGCGAGGGCACCACCUUUGGCAAGAAAUGCUCCUUCACUUGCCGACCUCCUGCUCUUCUCAAAGGAAACAACAGCAACUUGACCUGCAUGGAGGACGGGCUGUGGUCCUUUCCUGAGGCCCUGUGUGAGUUGAUGUGUCGAGCACCCUCCGUCGUCCCCAACGCCGAUCUCCAGACCUCUCGCUGCCGGGAGGACAAGCACAAAGUGGGCUCGUUCUGCAAGUACAAAUGCAAGCCAGGUUACCACGUCCCAGGAUCCUCCAGAAAGUCAAGGAAGCGAGCCUUUAAGAUCCAGUGCACGCAAGAUGGCACGUGGCUGCCGGGCGCCUGCGUGCCCGUCACCUGUGACCCUCCACCCUCCAAAUUCCAYGGGCUCUACCAGUGCUCCAACGGCUUCCAGUUCAACAGCGAGUGCCGSAUCAAGUGCGAGGACGAUGACAGCCAGUCGGGCCGUGGGAGCAACGUGAUCCACUGUCGGAAGGAUGGCACCUGGAGCGGCUCCUUCCACCUGUGCAGGGAGAUGCAGGGCCAGUGCGCUCUGCCCACCCAGCUCAACAGCCACCUGAAGCUGCAGUGUGCCGGUGGCUAUGGCAUAGGCACRGAGUGUACCACCUCCUGUCUGGAUCACAGUCACGAGCCCAUCCUCCUGCGCGUGAACGAGACGGUGCAAGACAUCCAGCACUGGAUGAACCCUCAGAGAGUGAAGAGCGUUGUCUGCACGGCGGGACUCAAGUGGUACCCUCACCCUUCCCUGAUUCAUUGUGUCAAAGGCUGUGAGCCUUUCAUGGGGGACAAUUACUGUGACUCCAUCAACAACAGAGCCUUCUGCAACUAUGAUGGUGGGGACUGCUGCGCCUCUACAGUCAAGACCAAAAAGGUUACACCRUUUCCUAUGUCCUGUGACCUACAAGGAGAGUGUGCUUGCCGGGAUCCCAACGCCCAAGAGCACAACCAGAAAGAUCUCCGUGGCUUCAGUCUUGGGUAACGCCAAGCGACGUGGAAAGGAGGACCACACUGCUCAAGGCAGGCUAGGAGAGACACCACAUCCCUUUUGGUAUCGUUUUUAACAUUUAGCUGCUCAACUGGAUGGCAUUUCUGCACCAGGGACCCUUAGAAUUCAACCAGUCUGCCUUUAAUUUUUGUCCAAGGAGAACUCAAAGUAGGGGUUUAUGUAUUAAUUAUAUCUUAAAUAGUGAUGAUGAGAAACAAACAACCAAGAGUCAAGUCGAGAAGACUUCCAUGUAUCAAAACAGCAUGUUAUGCCCACCUAAAUUGAACAGUUCGUAUCUAGAUUCAAGGCGAGAAACAAACUAUUUAUGUACACAUAUUUAUAGAAAUAAGUAGAGAAAGAGAGAGAGAGAAAGAGUGAGAGAUUAUGAUCAACGCAAAAACACUUCCCCCUCCCCAGCACUCACAACUCAGACCGUUUGUGGAAGAGGCUGAGCUCUUGGAGGACUCUGAGCUGAGCCUUUUCUGAUGCUGAAUGCCAAGGUAUCGCAUGCUCGGGGCACUGUUGGGGUGGGAUCUCCACAGGGCUGGGCCUCUUGGCAAGUGACUUGCCAGGCUCCCAGCCAGCUCGAGGUGUGGGAUGUAUCUGCUCCUCACAGGAAUGCUACUCAGCAGACUGCAGUGGCUUUUCUGUAUAGCUCCUUCUUCUCCCCCGGCCCUCAAAGAGCCAACAAAAA
Molecule: messenger RNA, 6055 nt
Organism: Malurus melanocephalus (red-backed fairy wren)
Lineage: Eukaryota; Metazoa; Chordata; Aves; Passeriformes; Maluridae
Gene: PAPPA
Product: pappalysin 1
Exons: 22
Coding region: 469-5355 (1628 amino acids)
Molecular function (GO): metallopeptidase activity
Source: RefSeq, a predicted model, not a curated record